AUGAACAACUAUAAGGUAAUUGGGAGAAUAUACAGUGUUUCACCCUCCGAAUGUGAGAAAUCUUACCUACGUGUCCUUCUCAAUCAUAUAAGAGGACCGAGAUCAUUUCGUGAUUUGCUUACUAUUAAUAGAGUUCUGCAAACUACUUUUAAGGAAGCGGCAGAGAAACGAGGUUUGCUGGAAGAUGACAAUAGCAUCCGACAAUGUCUGUUAGAGGCCUCUGCAAUUAGAAUGCCAUCAGCUUUGAGAAGAUUAUUCGUCACAAUUUUGGUGUAUAGUCAACCAACUGGUGUUCGAAGAUUGUGGGAUGAAUUUUAUCCUUUCAUGAUUGAAGAUUCUUCUUCUUCAAGUGAUAUUGUCGAUAUUUCUGUCAGAAACAGGCUACUUCGAGAUCUAAACAGAAUGCUAGAACAAUAUAAUAAGGGCACUGGAGAAUUUGAUCUGCCUGAAAUGACAAGUGAGCCAGAAGAUAGUCUAGGAAUACUGAGAUGUAUUGAAGACGAAAUUUCUAUAAAUAUCCCGCAAGAAGAUAUUGAUGCAAUUGACCACCUUAACAACGACCAAAUGAUUGCAUUCAACACCAUAAUGGCCACAGUUGAGGGAAGAGAAAGUGCAUUAUUUUUUAUCAAUGGUCCUGGAGGUACUGGGAAGACGUACUUAUAUCGUGCAUUGCUAGUAAAGUUGAGAAGAAUGAAUCAUAUAGUCUUAACCACAGCAUCAUCUAGAAUUGCUACAAAUUUAUUGCCUGGCGGGAGGACAACUCACUCUAGAUUCAAGAUUCCACUCAAUGUAGAUGCAGUAGAUGCACCAUCCAUGUGUUCCAUAAGUAAACAGUCUACUCUAGCACGACUGAUACAAGAUUUCACUGCAAUUAUUUGGAAUGAGGCACCUAUGACACAUCGACAUGUGUUUGAAGCACUUGAUCAAACAUUUCGAGAUAUAAUGGAUGUCGAAUUACCGUUUGGUGGAAAGAUAAUGAUUUUUGGGGAAGAUUUUCGUCAAGUUCUCCCUGUUAUUCCUAAAGGAACAAAGUCUGAACUCAUUCAAGCCUCCAUUGUGAAAGCAACAUUUUGGGCACAAACAAAGAUAUUGAGACAGAAUAUGAGAUCCAUAAAUGACCACCAAUUUGCAGAAUUUCUACUUCGUGUUGGCGUUGGCGAUGGGAGUGAACAAGUCAUUAACAACGAAAUGAUGAGAUUAUCAUAAUGCAUGGUGGUUCCAUGGGAAAGUGACCAAUCUAUCAAUCAAAUUAUUGAUGAAGUUUUCCCCAAUUUGGGUGAUCAUGUAAAUGAUGCAAGAUACAUGGUGGACAGAGCAUUGAUUACUCCUAUAAACGAUGAUGUGGACGUGUUGAAUGAAAAGAUAAUCAAUAUGUUUCUAGGUGAAGAAAUUACAUUGUACUCAUUUGACUUUGUUGAAGAUGACAUGAGAAAUUUGUACCAACCAGAGUUUCUGAACUCAAUAACCGUAGGUGGGUUGCCACCCCACAAGUUAACUUUGAAAGUAGGUGCUCCAAUCAUGCUUUUAAGGAAUAUUGACCCUAAAUUGGGAUUGUGUAACGGUACUAGAUUGUUGUGUCGUGGUUCGUACCAAAAUCUGAUUGAUGCUGAGAUACUAACAAGACAGUUUGCUGGGACUAGAGUUUUUCUACCUAGAAUUCAUUUGAAAAGUGCAGAAAAUGCUGGGCUACCAUUUCAACUAACAAGAAAGCAAUUUCCAGUCAAACUGAGCUUCUCUUUGACCAUAAACAAAUCCCAAGGUCAGACUAUCCCACAUGUAGGUGUUUAUCUCUUAGAUCAUGUUUUUAGUCAUGGACAAUUAUAUGUUGCAUUGUCGAGAGGAGUAUCAAAGUCAACCACAAAAGUUCUGGUUAAAAAAGGAUCCAUAGUUGGUGAAGAUGGCGUAUUUACGAAGAAUGUGGUAUUUAAAGAAGUUUUGCUUCAUUCAAACACAAAUGAUCGAUCAUCUUCAUAG
Molecule: messenger RNA, 1974 nt
Organism: Rosa rugosa (rugosa rose)
Lineage: Eukaryota; Viridiplantae; Streptophyta; Magnoliopsida; Rosales; Rosaceae
Biological process (GO): DNA repair; telomere maintenance
Molecular function (GO): DNA helicase activity
Source: RefSeq, a predicted model, not a curated record